Messenger RNA from Homo sapiens (human), 1869 nucleotides. It is a transcript of the gene WNT8A, whose product is annotated as Wnt family member 8A. Gene Ontology annotation, biological process: animal gross anatomical part developmental process; Wnt signaling pathway. The coding region runs from base 634 to 1401 and encodes 255 amino acids. The transcript has 8 exons. NCBI's taxonomy places the organism in Eukaryota, Metazoa, Chordata, Mammalia, Primates, Hominidae. The record is from RefSeq and is a predicted model, not a curated record. Gene Ontology annotation, cellular component: extracellular region. Gene Ontology annotation, molecular function: signaling receptor binding.
UUAUUUCACUGUACUAUUAAAAAUAAUUUAAACUUCUCUCUCUCUCAGACCAGAAUGAGAGCUUCUACAGGAUGAAAAUAUCUCCUAAUUCAUCUUGGACUCAUAAGUAUUGAGUAUUGGCCUGAACCGAGUAGGACUCCUGGAAUCUCAUCAUCAUCCUGGAACAUUAGAGGUGGAAGGGGUCUUCAGGAUUACCUGGAAACCUCUGUCUGCAGUGAAAAAUUUAGUCAGUCCAGCACAGGGGUCUUAUGUAGAUACACUCCAAAGGACUCUGAAGAAGGCAUUGGUUAUCCUCCAGGUAUCCAUCUUAAAGGCUCAUCUAAUCGUCAACUACAGGAUUCAAAGAUGUAUAAGAUAAUUCUGGCCGGGCACAGUGGCUCACGUCUGUAAUCCCAGCACUUUGGGAGGCCGAGGUCAGUGAACAAUUUCCUGAUAACAGGUCCCAAGGCCUAUCUGACCUACACGACUAGUGUGGCCUUGGGUGCCCAGAGUGGCAUCGAGGAGUGCAAGUUCCAGUUUGCUUGGGAACGCUGGAACUGCCCUGAAAAUGCUCUUCAGCUCUCCACCCACAACAGGCUGAGAAGUGCUACCAGAGAGACUUCCUUCAUACAUGCUAUCAGCUCUGCUGGAGUCAUGUACAUCAUCACCAAGAACUGUAGCAUGGGUGACUUCGAAAACUGUGGCUGUGAUGGGUCAAACAAUGGAAAAACAGGAGGCCAUGGCUGGAUCUGGGGAGGCUGCAGCGACAAUGUGGAAUUUGGGGAAAGGAUCUCCAAACUCUUUGUGGACAGUUUGGAGAAGGGGAAGGAUGCCAGAGCCCUGAUGAAUCUUCACAACAACAGGGCCGGCAGACUGGCAGUGAGAGCCACCAUGAAAAGGACAUGCAAAUGUCAUGGCAUCUCUGGGAGCUGCAGCAUACAGACAUGCUGGCUGCAGCUGGCUGAAUUCCGGGAGAUGGGAGACUACCUAAAGGCCAAGUAUGACCAGGCGCUGAAAAUUGAAAUGGAUAAGCGGCAGCUGAGAGCUGGGAACAGCGCCGAGGGCCACUGGGUGCCCGCUGAGGCCUUCCUUCCUAGCGCAGAGGCGGAACUGAUCUUUUUAGAGGAAUCACCAGAUUACUGUACCUGCAAUUCCAGCCUGGGCAUCUAUGGCACAGAGGGUCGUGAGUGCCUACAGAACAGCCACAACACAUCCAGGUGGGAGCGACGUAGCUGUGGGCGCCUGUGCACUGAGUGUGGGCUGCAGGUGGAAGAGAGGAAAACUGAGGUCAUAAGCAGCUGUAACUGCAAAUUCCAGUGGUGCUGUACGGUCAAGUGUGACCAGUGUAGGCAUGUGGUGAGCAAGUAUUACUGCGCACGCUCCCCAGGCAGUGCCCAGUCCCUGGGUAAGGGCAGUGCCUGAUAAUACCCCACACAAGUUCACUUGAUUAAUUGCAUCAGUGGAAGGGGACAUAGCUUCUCUCUUAGAGAGAACAGAUUGGAAAGCAAUCGGAAAAUUGCAGUUUUGGUCUGUAGUCCUCAUGAUAUCUGCUAUCAGUGGGGAAAAUGGAGGCCCAAGAUUCUACAGCAUAUUCCUGGCGGGGCUGAAAUUGGAACCUGGGCCUCCUGACUUUGGCAGACCCCCAUUUCAUCUUUCCUGCAAACUACUUUCCCAUCUUUGUGCCUGUACUUAUGCAGCUUUCUACAGGGAGAGUUUGGUUUGGGGUCUAUAUCUAGAGGGACCUUCAAAGUAUUUGUUCCUUUAAAUUUCAGACCAUGUCCAACCCAGCUGUGCUGCUGGGAAUCAGGAGAAUAGAAGCAAAAAACGAAAGAGUUCUGUUCAGACUUCUGAAGAGCAGCCUGUGGCUACAAAUCUAUGCUGAUAAAUGAG